This is a messenger RNA of Xiphias gladius (swordfish), 1142 nucleotides long. RefSeq names its product small muscle protein X-linked (gene smpx). Bases 191 to 463 code for a protein of 90 amino acids. The record is from RefSeq and is a predicted model, not a curated record. The transcript has 5 exons. Gene Ontology annotation, cellular component: muscle tendon junction; costamere; M band. NCBI's taxonomy places the organism in Eukaryota, Metazoa, Chordata, Actinopteri, Istiophoriformes, Xiphiidae.
AGGAAGAGAAGAGAAAGGGAAAAAGAAAGAGAUGGAGAGUCGAGGGGAAACAAGUCCGUGAGAGAUAGACAGAUAGAUCGAUAGAAGGUGUAAGUGGACAGGCGGGAGAAGUCUGAGUGCGUAUAAAAAUCAAGCGUUAGACGAUACAGCGUUGUGUCAUCAACAGGUCAGUGGACUUACCAGGGGGAUUAUGUCCAAACCUUCAUCCAACGUCAAGGCCCUUCAGGCUAAUUUGAACAUCCCGAUGGGAGCUUUGCGUCCAGGGGCGGGACAUCCUGUCAAGAGGAGAGAGGAGACAGUAGACGCGGAGGAGGCUCAUUCACCAGACCAGCCCAGCGCUGCAGCCCAGACGCCGGAGGAGAAGAAGGCGUUGCCGGGCGCGGUGAAACUGCCCGGGCCCCCCGUUAACCUGUCAGAGCUGCAGAACGUCAAGAGUGAACUACGAUGGGUCACCAAGGAUUAACAUGUCGGAUCCCCCAGCCGGCCAGGCGGAGAGGGAGCCAGAUAAUCUUCAUAGACACAGACUUGGCCACCGCCACUGAAGACAAGCAAACUUUAAGCUAAUCCCAGCAUGUUCGGAGACACAAACAGCUUUCUGUCAAGCCAAGGUCUGCAGAAAAUGUCCAACAUUUAACUUCUACUAACACCAGGGAGCAGGCAUCCAUAGGCUCUCUUUCAAUCAGCACUGUUUAUCCUACCAUUUCAGUUGAUGCUGUUUUCUGACUGAAUCCAAAUUUAAACCAUAAUUUAUAUUAAAAAAAGUAUGUAUUGCAUAGAUGAAGAACUUGUUUUUUUGCUGUAGCUGGGACUCCCCUGUACUUUGGGACUUUUGGAAGUACUGACUUGAAUUGCAAUAAAGGGAAAUUCUAUGCUUUGAAUGACAACCAACAUAAUCAGCUGUGGUUUCCCAUCUAACUCUGUGAUGACCAACUCUUUUCCAUACUGUCAAAACUCCAACGAUUCAACACUGAUUUAUACUGAUGCUUUCUAUUAAAUUAUUCCUUUCUGUUUUUCACAAUUUGUGGGAUGUAGGUUCAAUUGUGCUACUUUUUAGGGGGGAAAUAUUGUUGUUUAAGGGUUAUGCAUGAUGGAUAUCUUCGGGAAAAUACUGCAAUAAAUCAAGAUGGUUCUAAAAAGUCCAA